Marchantia polymorpha subsp. ruderalis is the source of this 462-nucleotide messenger RNA. The record is from the annotation of a GenBank genome assembly. Lineage: Eukaryota; Viridiplantae; Streptophyta; Marchantiopsida; Marchantiales; Marchantiaceae.
AUGAUGGGGUCCCAAAGUGCGCCCGAGUCAAUGAGUCUAGGCUCCUCCAUAGAGCAAGGCCCAGUGCCAUACUUCCCAAGGCGACCCAAAUUUGGCACGACGAUGAGCCAAAUACAGAUUCGAAUGUGCGAGAGAAGAGAAGCCACCUCCCUUCCGUCGAUGGUGACCACGUGCCGAGGGCAUUAUAACAACACUUGCAACGAUGACAGACGCAGGAGCAUGCGCCGUGAAAUUAGUUUCACUGCAAACGAUGGCGAACCCAAUGAAGGAACGAAGGAACGAAGGUACCGCGCAAAGGAACCCAAAUCAGAAACCGGUCAAGAAAAGUUCCUUAGCACCCCUACGGCUGGCUGGCUGCCUGCCUUGCUGACGAGCUGCAGUACCGGCACGCCCGUUGCAUGUCAUCCUAAAUUUAGACUCCUUUCUAUCCUUCUCCAGCAAGCAUCCACUGCCAACAUUUGA